AUGUCGUCAGAGAGUUAUCUACCAACAAUUCCUAUCCCGGAGGAUAGCCCGAUAUUGGCCAUCCCAACAUCAGAGUCAACGGCUGCUGAGGAAAAUAGGGUACUGCGUCUCCGCAUGUUGGAAAUAUGGGACGCCUGGUCAAACGGUAGAGAGCCGCCGAGUGCAAUACCUGGCUUCUCCGAGCUACUUCCCAGGGCAAGUGGAACUUCCAACAUCCCAAUAAAUUACCCAAACACCCCACUCGGAUAUCCUACCAUCUCAGCCCACUUUACCGGAACGCCUUCUGAGUUUCUAUACAACAUAGACAUAGCUCCAGACAGAAAUUCCCUGUCAAACCUCAAAAAGAAGUCCUCGGAGAAUUUUCGAGAAUAUGAUGUUAAGUGGAACGAACAAGCAGCCAGGGUGAAGCUCCCGAUGGAUGAGACCGAGAUGAAUAUGAUGUCUGCAGUGGGAAAGUCAUUUGCUGAGGCUAUCAAGAUUGGGGAGAUGGUCGAGAAUGGUCUGAAAACAGGUCGUAUAUUGAGCCAAUCUACUAUAAGAGCUACGUCCCAAGAAAUCCAAAGCGGGUCAGGAGGUGUAGCAAACAGAAAGAAGAAAGAAGAAGUGGCGAUGGCGGCUUCAAGUCUGAGAAACCCCCGUCAACCCAGAAGUUACUUCCCUCCAAACACCCCGCAACAUUAUUAUCCUCCCCAGGAUGUGGCUUAUGCUAUGGCUCCUCAGCCUUACGCGGUGAUGAAUGCCCAGCCCUACACUCGGCCACAACAACAGUUUAACCAAAAUCUAGCUCCACUUCCUAUAAAUAACCCUCCUCACCAAGCUCCAUAUAAUCCCCGACCCCUACAAAAUAAUUUCCCAUACAAUGCCCGUGCCAAGGAGCCACCCAGAAGAAACAACUUCACGCCUAUUGAGCAAAAACGGAUAUUGUUGAAAGAUGAAGAGAUCCCUAAUGUGACCAAUAACCCAUUGUCGGCUCACAAUAACGGGCCAGUUAUUGGGAUGAUUUGCGAAGAUAAGGAGUUUGACCCCGCCCUGAAAGCCAUCAUUGCCAUCGCUGUUGUGGAAAAGAAGCCAAGGGCGGCUGCAAAGCAAGACAAGGGGGAGAAGAAGAGUAAAUCCACCCCUCAAAGUGCAGAAAAGACAGUGGAAACCAAAACAGGGGCAGUACCCCCUAAAGAUGCCAUUCUUUAUGUUUCCCGGGCUCACAGGAAAGAACAAUUGACAUUGAGUCCUCCAAAAAGGUUCGAGUGGAACAAGGGACCUAAGAUGUAUGUACCCAAAGGGACUUAUGUGGCACGGGGGCCGGUAAUUUCACCAAGGCUAAAUGAGCCCGUGGUUAUCGCCCGCGCACCACAGAAGCCCACGAAGGACCCCACUGCCAUCCCAUGGAAUUACAACAAAGUGGUAGUGACAUACAAGGGAAAAGAGGUCAUAGGGGAAGCAAAUGAAACUAACCCAACCGAGAAAUACCUCAACUUGGAGGAUUUCAACAAAGCCAAAAAGAAGCGUGUCCCGCUCAAGAAGCCCGUCAGUGCUGAAGAGGCCGAGGAAUUCUUCCGAAAAAUGAAAACUGCGGACUACGAUGUAAUUGACCAACUCCGAAAGUCUCCCUCUCAGGUCUCGCUCUUGUCUCUAUUGGUAAGCUCGACUAAGCAUCAGAAAGUGUUGAUAAAGACCCUCAAUGAAGCUUAUGUUCCAAUUAAAACCACUUUUGAACAACUAGAAAGGAUGGUGGACGAAGUCAACCAGAUUUCUUUUAGCAAGAAUGAUUUUCCCCUGGAAGGGGCUGCCCACAACAAAGACCUUCAUUUGACAGUUAAGUGUGAAGGUUACUAUGUGAAAAGAGUCAUGCUGGAUGGCGGAUCUGGGGUUGACAUCUGCCCUCUCUCAACUUUGCAAAGAAUGGAGAUUGGGAUUGAGAGAAUCAGGCCUGACAAUGUUUGUGUGCGUGCCUUUGAUGGCAUCAAGAGAGACACAAUAGGAGAGAUCGUUUUGAUUUUGAAUAUCGGUCCUGUAGAUUUCGAGGUGAGAUUUCAGGUCCUGGACAUAGACAAUUCUUAUAAUUUUCUCUUAGGAAGGCCGUUGAUCCAUGCGGCAGGGGCCAUACCUUCUACUCUCCACCAAAUGCUGAAAUUUGAGCACGAUGAUCAGGAGAUCAUGGUCCAUGGAGAGGACGAGCAAUCAAUUUAUAGGGACUCGUCAGUCCCAUGUCUCAAAGCUAGGGAAGGUAGCGAGCACAUAGUCUAUCAGGCUUUUGAAAUGAUUAGGCAUAGUUAUAAGCCUGGGAAGGUGCUCGGGGAAUCGUUGCAAGGUAUCAAAGAACCUAUCACUCUGGCUGCCAGCGAGAAGUCCUUCGGUGUGGGUUUUCACGCCACAACAGCUGAUGUGACAUGGGCAAACUGUAAGGCCCCGGAAAAUUUUGCUAGGCGAUAUAGGAUUUCGGGGUGCCAGGUAGACUAA
Molecule: messenger RNA, 2457 nt
Organism: Nicotiana attenuata
Lineage: Eukaryota; Viridiplantae; Streptophyta; Magnoliopsida; Solanales; Solanaceae
Exons: 4
Coding region: 1-2457 (818 amino acids)
Molecular function (GO): nucleic acid binding
Source: RefSeq, a predicted model, not a curated record